AUGUUCCUCAAAUACGGCGAUCGCAUCCAAAUGUCAAACGGGGGAUCAUCCGACGGUUACGUAUCUCCACGCAUCUCGAGUCCAGGAAGUUCCUACAAUUAUUGCAUGCUCUCAAGUCCCGGCAACAACUCUGAAUCCGGAAUGUCUUCUCAACCCUACAUACCGAAUUGCUACGGCAGCAGCAAGGAUGAUUGGGGUUGCCAGCAGCAGUACUACGGAGAGAACAACAAUCUUUACGAUUACAAUAAGCACAAGGCGGAGAGCAGCUCCGAUAACUAUCACAGGCAGGACUAUUACAAGUCCUGCGACAGUUACAAGAAGGACUCCUCCAAGAAGAUGAUGAGUCAGCAGCCGCAGGUUGAUGUUAUGAAGAAGAGGCGUUUGGCGGCGAACGCGAGAGAGAGACGAAGGAUGAACAGCCUGAAUGAUGCCUUCGAUCGCCUUCGGGACGUCGUGCCUUCCUUGGGCAACGACAGGAAACUGUCAAAGUUCGAGACGCUUCAGAUGGCCCAGACGUACAUCUCCGCCCUCCACGAACUACUCCAAAGGGAUUAG
This is a messenger RNA of Nicrophorus vespilloides, 555 nucleotides long. Its product is annotated as protein lin-32-like. The transcript has a single exon. Gene Ontology annotation, molecular function: protein dimerization activity. The record is from RefSeq and is a predicted model, not a curated record. Bases 1 to 555 code for a protein of 184 amino acids. NCBI's taxonomy places the organism in Eukaryota, Metazoa, Arthropoda, Insecta, Coleoptera, Silphidae.